AUGCUAGGCCACAGCACUUUGACUCUCACUCAGCAGAGCACACUGAUCUCUUCAUCCACUUUGAACGGCCAGUACACAACAUGUGCACAUACCAGAGCCAUAGUGUCUCCAUACCUAUCACUGUCUCCCAGCCUGGUUCAGGGAACCCGGGCUCCUCCCAUGGGACCUGAAGAGGAUAGCCUGCCCCCUUCCUACUGGCAAGGAAGCCAGCACUGUUGCUGUCACCCACAAAAACUGGGGCCCCUGUUCUCUAAACAACUUGGUCCCUGCCUGCAGGCUCAUGGCUCUGUGUCCAACAUCAGGAGUAGGCCCUCUACCCCUCAAUCAGACAUAGGGAUGGACCUGGAGGGUGUUCAUCCCAUCAGUGGUUUAGCACUAGUCGUCACCUUGGGAAUAUACUACUCAGAGUCUACUGAACCUGUCCAAGACACAAAUGUUCUAGAUAAUUUCUGCAAUCCAUAUGUCCUUGGAGCUGCAAACUCGGGGCAGCUCUUUCUUCCUAUGGGGAGUGAUGCCACUUAUAUAACAGCAAGUGCCUACAACAUCUCCAGACUGCAGAUACCAGUCUUCACUUCAGCCUGGCCACUGCCAUCACCCUUGGCCACCUCUUUCCACCCACUCAUGGGGAGUGCAUACCUGUGCCAAUAUUCUACCACAACCAUGUGGGCAGGGCAGGCUGCACACAGCCACAUCUCCACCUCAGCUGCCUCCUCUUCCAGGAUUUGGGAAUGGGACAUGCUAGGCCACAGCACUGUGACUCUCACUCAGCAGAGCACAGUGAUCUCUUCAUCAACUUUGACCAGCCAGUACACAACAUGUGCACAUGCCAGAGCCACAGUCUCUCCAUAUCCAUCACUGUCUCCCAGCCUGGUUCAGGGAACCCCGGCUUCUCCCAUGGGACCUGAAGAGGAUAUCCAAUCCCGUCCCUACUGGGAAGGAAGACAGGGCUGUUGCUGUCACCCGCACACACUGGGACCUCUGUUCUCUGGAGAAUUUGGUCCCUGCCUGCAGCCUCAUGGCUCUGUGUCCGACAUGGGGAGUAGGGCCUCUACCCCUCAAUCAGACAUAGGAAAGGACCUUGUGGUUAUACAUCCCAUCAAUGAUUUACCACCGGUCUGCACAUUGGAAAUGUACUACUCAGAGACUGCUGAACCCACCCAAGACACAAAUGUUCCAGGAGAUGCACAUGGCCCUAGCAUGGAGGCCUCCUUUCCUCACAUUGUGUCAGCCAGACAUUCCAGACUAGACCAAGGCCUGCAGGAAGAUCUUAUGCAAUUGACAGUUGACACAACAACCCAACCCCAAAAUAUGGGAAGCGUCAAAGGGAGCCUGCAAAUGAAGAACUCAAUUGGCAGCAACAGUCCCUCAAUUCAACCAGGGAAGAACAAGCAUGAAGUCCUUGAGCUUGCUGAUGAAGCUCCCAAGGCCAAAGUCCAGCGCCAGAACCCAGAGAAGCACUUGGAAGAACAAGCAGUAGUGUGCACUCUCCCACGUAGUGACACUGGAAAUCUAUGCAGGCCUUCUACCAAGAAACGGCCAAAACCGCCACACAGCAGCAUCAGCCAAACGAAGACCCAGGGGUCACAAAAGAACCAACAGGUUAGAGAAACCAACAGGAAGCGCAUUGGAACAACCAAAGAGCCAGGGAACCAAGUGCAAACACAGAAGACAAGCACUACAAAGGAAAGGCGUAAGAGAAACCAACCUGAGCCUUCCCAAGAGGCCUUGAGAAAGCCUCGAAGCCACCUAGCCAUGCACAUGAUGGAGUCAGUGCAGGUUUUUCAUGCACUGGGUGAUAAGAGGGGGAAGAAAACGGGGCUGCCUACUUCCAGGGCCUUGGGACAGGCCAACGCUUCCAAAGACACCAGAUUUUCAACAGAGACUCAGUCAAACCUGCAUUCUAAAAGUCCUCUGAAAUUUCGAGUAAACAAAACAAAGCGCAGUUCAGAAAAUCAGUGUCCCUCCCCAAGCCAGAGUGAGCUGCUGCCUCCACCUGGAAAGGUCAAGUUGGUGCCAUUGCCUUUUCUCUCCCCAGAGAAGCCUCGAGUUCGACCUGCUUCUCGCAGGCCACAGUCUCUGGCCUCCAGGAGACCCACUGGAGCUUACUCUACCCGGCCUCUUCCUAACACAGCCCAGCCUGUUCCAGUCAAUGCAGCCCAACCAGCUACCGACAACUCAUGUCUGAUGACAACUCGGCCUACUAUCAGCAAUUCCACUCUGGGGGCAAUCAACAAACGUCCCCAGUCUGUUCUUUCUAGUAGGCCGGCACCCUACGAAACCUCAUCCUUCACAUCUCGGUGGAACACUACUGCCACCAAGCUCAGCUCACUACCUAAGCCUCCACACCAAUAUCUCCUACAAGACUUCAGCUUGCAACCCAUUCCAUGGAGGAAAUCCCAUGUUCCUGGCCCAGUAGAGUCAGAUCCCAUCAGCAAGGAGCUGAGGCCAGAGCGGGAAGCCAUGAAAAGACAGGCUCAGCAAGAGCGUGGCAAGGCUGCCAAAAACACCUUUGUGGGGAAAAUCCCAUUCUUCCACCAGAGACAAAUAGACAUGGAGAUUGCCCAAUACUAUGGCUAUGCCAUAUAA
Molecule: messenger RNA, 2586 nt
Organism: Dipodomys ordii (Ord's kangaroo rat)
Lineage: Eukaryota; Metazoa; Chordata; Mammalia; Rodentia; Heteromyidae
Exons: 4
Coding region: 1-2586 (861 amino acids)
Source: RefSeq, a predicted model, not a curated record